This is a messenger RNA of Brassica napus (rape), 907 nucleotides long. Its product is annotated as zinc finger protein 6-like. The transcript has a single exon. Gene Ontology annotation, cellular component: nucleus. The record is from RefSeq and is a predicted model, not a curated record. Gene Ontology annotation, molecular function: DNA-binding transcription factor activity; transcription cis-regulatory region binding. The coding region runs from base 143 to 718 and encodes 191 amino acids. Lineage: Eukaryota; Viridiplantae; Streptophyta; Magnoliopsida; Brassicales; Brassicaceae. Gene Ontology annotation, biological process: trichome morphogenesis; cytokinin-activated signaling pathway; gibberellic acid mediated signaling pathway.
AAUCUUAAUUAUAAAUAUAUGCACAUGCAAACUCAGGGGUUGAUCCCAUUUGAGUCUUUAUUCUCCUCUUUCCAUUUACAAAAAGACUUGUAAGCCUCUCUCUCUUUCUUUGUCUCCCCUCUUUUUAGCUGUACAUACAUAUAUGGCGACAGACACAUCCUCUUUGAAACUCUUUGGCAUAAACCUUCUUGAAACAACCUCGGAUCCAGAUCAAACGCCCGAACCAAGAUCCGAACCUGAACCUGAAUCACGUAAGUACGAGUGUCAAUACUGUUGCAGGGAGUUUGCAAAUUCUCAAGCUCUUGGUGGUCACCAAAACGCUCACAAGAAAGAGCGUCAGCUUCUUAAACGUGCGCAGAUGCUAGCCGCUCGUGGUCUGCCACGUCACAACAACUAUCACCCUCACAUGAAUCCUCUUCUCUCCGCCUUCUCGCCACCGCAUAUGAUGCUCUCUCCUUCUUCAUCGACUUCUAAGUGGCUCUACGGUGAGCACAUGCACGUGUCGUCACAAAAAGCCGCUGGCCCCAUGUAUUUUUACGGUGGAUCCGAAAGAAGGGGAUUUUACGGCGGUGGGAUGGAGACUAUGGCGGGAGAAGUUAGGGCUCACGGUGGUUCUUUGCCGGAGAUGAGGAGGUUUACCGGAGAGAACGAUCGUAUUACCGAAGUCAAGUUAGAUAAUGGAAUCGGCCUUGACCUCCAUUUAAGUCUUGGGCCAUAAUUAAUUUUUAACGUGGCCCAAUUAAAAUCUGUAAUAUACUACUUCGGAUUUGAUUUUUAUAGAGUAAAUUUUCUGUGGUGAAUUUUUUUCCCCUUGCUUUACCAAAUCACAUGUUCUAUGUAUGCGUUUGCUUCACCUUUUUUAUUCAUCUUGUAAAAAUGAUAUAUGCAUGUCUUAUGUUCUGUCUCA